Molecule: messenger RNA, 602 nt
Organism: Chaetura pelagica (chimney swift)
Lineage: Eukaryota; Metazoa; Chordata; Aves; Apodiformes; Apodidae
Gene: MRPL14
Product: mitochondrial ribosomal protein L14
Exons: 2
Coding region: 17-457 (146 amino acids)
Biological process (GO): translation
Cellular component (GO): mitochondrion; ribosome
Molecular function (GO): structural constituent of ribosome
Source: RefSeq, a predicted model, not a curated record
GGUCGCCAGAAUCCAAAUGGCUCUCUUGAACAGGUGGCUGGGUUUAUCCUUAACCCACCUAAGCAGCACAGUGAUCCAGCGACACUUCAGUAUCACGGGGGCAUGCCAAGCCAUACAGAAACUCACCCGCGUGCGAGUGGUGGACAACAGCACCCUGGGGAACACGCCGUACCACCGGCCACCAAAAUGUAUCCACGUGUAUAACAAGACUGGAGUUGGCAAAGUAGGAGAUAAAAUCCUUCUGGCUAUCAAAGGAGAGAAGAAGAAGGCUUUGAUUGUAGGGCACAAGAUGCCUGGUCCCCCCAUGACGCCUAGAUUUGAUUCCAACAAUGUGGUACUCAUAGAAGACAAUGGAAAUCCAGUAGGGACUAGAAUAAAAACCCCAAUACCCUAUAUCCUGCGACAGAGAGAAGGAGAGUUCUCCAAAGUAUUGGCCAUUGCCCGCAAUUUUGUAUGAAAGCUAAGGAAGCUUUUUGGCCAUUCUGGUUAUAUACAGUAGCUGUUCCUUGGUCCUUUUCUAGAAAAUGGUGAAACAUGAAAAAGUUGACUCAUCCAGAGUCUCUCUGUUUAAGAAUUACUAGCAACUUGUUUAAAUAUUGAAA